Molecule: messenger RNA, 2456 nt
Organism: Triticum aestivum (bread wheat)
Lineage: Eukaryota; Viridiplantae; Streptophyta; Magnoliopsida; Poales; Poaceae
Exons: 3
Coding region: 275-1504 (409 amino acids)
Molecular function (GO): protein binding
Source: RefSeq, a predicted model, not a curated record
ACAGAAGCGAUUUCUUGGCACCUCCCGCAGCUCCACCAGCGCAUCAACCGGUGAAUCAACCGUUGCUGGAGAAGAAGCCGGUGAGAUGAAGCUGACGCUUGGAUCUCCAAGUACAUAGCCUGGUCUCAACUGAUGAAAGAAAAGCCACCGAAGAAAGCGGGAUUGAACCAACCACCAGAUCCGCAAGAAAAACAACUGACUAAAUUGGAGCGGACUCGUCCUCAGAUCGAUCUCUCUGUUUAAAGAGGACGUAUCCCGCACGUAUCACACGACGAUGGCCGUGUCAUCAAGCUCGUCUCUCCGGUGCCCAUGGCCGGACCUCCAGCCGGAGCUGUUGGGCGUCGUGCUCUCGCGGCUGCCGUCGCACGCCGACCGCGUCCUCCUCGCCGCCGUCUGCCGCGCAUGGCGCUCCAACGCGCGGCUGCUGCGCCCGCUUCCCCCGCUGCUCCCGUGGAUUGCCCUCUGCGAUGGCACCUUCCUCAGCCUCCCCGACUGCGCCGUCCACCGCCUGCCCGCCGCGGACGACGGCGUCUCCAUCCGAGCCUCCACCGGCAGCAGGCUCUUCCUCGUGCACGGCGACGGCAGGUGCUCGCUGAUGAAACCUUCCCCCUCUGCGACGACCCCUGUCCCCGAGGCUGCCUUCUGGUUCCAGGGAAAGCCCGUCGUCCGGAAGGUGGUGGCGUCCGAUCACCUCAUCGCCGCUCUGGUGGAGUCAACAAAUUCCACGACCGCGAGAGUCAUCAUCUCUACUCGUGGGCAGCCAUGGCACAUCACGAGGUGCUCCACGAUGGAGUGGGCGGAGCCUGAAGGCGGCUUCGUCAGCGACAUUGCCAUCUUCAAAGGAAAGAUCUACGCCCUCCUCACCACAAAUGUGGAGCGAUAUCGUCAGCAUGAACUUUGUAUCCUGGACGACGGCCACGAGCAGACAACCAUCCACGGUACCCUAGUAGGGCGGGAGGCAUGGUAUGAUCCUAACUUGACCGGCUUCUACUUGCAGCGGAACUACCUUGUCGUCUCCGGUGAUAGGCUGCUGAUGGUCGAACAAAGGAUCAGCGAGCCGUGGCCGAGAGACUGGGGACCUUUGAAGCUGACUCGACACUUCAAGGUAUUGGAAGCAACGGACCUGAGCAGCAGCGGCUGUGCACACUGGACCGAAGUCGAUACAUUGAUGGGGCGCGCGCUCUUCGUCAGCCAAGGGUGCUCCGAGUCCCUCCCUGCCAGUGCCGGAGGUCAAUCUAGCGGCACCGGAGUUGAAGAAGAUUGCAUCUACUUUCUAAACGAGAAGAAAGGAUCUAGUCAGCCUGGUUUGGCCUUUCUUAACUUAAAGCCGGGCAGGCCCUUCGUUUCAAAAAUAAACAGGGGAAAUUGUGAGAAUGCCUUUCAAGACUCUGGGGUGUACAACAUGAGAGACCGGACAGUGAUGCCAUUGCUGUCGGAGACGGUAGUGGCGUCCACAGCCGGCGAAGGUCCAUGGUCUCCUACUUGGCUUUUUCCAGAGCCUUGAGUUAAGCUAGUUACGCUGUAUUAUUAGUUACUAGGAUUUUUCUUAGAUGUUGCAGUAUGUAUUGCUUCCAUCUCCUUUUUACUUUCGCAAUACCAAUUAGACACUUUUAAAGUUCUAUAAAGCAUAUGCUCGAGACUGUGAAGUGUGAACAAAUCAUCUCUUGUGUGUGUGUGGUAUAGGAAUAUCUGGAAUUUAAUUCAAAAUGAGAAGCUGCGGAUCAGCACAAGCUGGGUGCAGAGCUUGUGCACAAGCAGACCCACAUAAGCAAGAGAACUGCAAAGCGUGUUGUAUUUGCAUGUGAUGCUGAAAUGUGAUACAGAAGCUUUUUCUCUCAAACAUGAGCUCCUAGAAGAUGUUAAUCUGAUAUCCAGCGAGCAUACCUAACUUGUCGCCGCCGCUACCGGCGCCGCAAGGGAAUAUUUGGUCCCCUCGCCUAUCGCUACCAUCUUGGCGCUGAGAGAUGGGGCAACUUCGCAUCUUCAAGAGUUGUAUAUUCUUUGUCAUCGUUUAGUAAUCAUCGUAUUUUGUGAGAAUAAAUUUACUUUUUUUAUGGUGCCUUGAGGUUAGAAAGUUUUUUGUCCUUGCAGAUUUCAUUAUUCAGAUCUGAUGAGUUGAUGUUGGUGUGUCAAAAAAAAUAUUGGUUUGAUUUUUUGUGAAAUUGAAAUCUCUUUAUCGGCAUCAUGAUGAAGAUAUUGUGAUCCAACGGCCUGCACUUCUAGGAGAUUAUCCAUGGCCCAAGUACGUUCCUCGAUCGAGGCUUCUUUUAUCUGUUUGGAUGGACGGCUCAAGGUGCUUUCAAAAACCAUUAUUGAUAAUGUUUGUGCGGGUGAAAAAAUGAUAACACCUUUGCUCCGGUCUAAUUGUAGCCUCUUUACCGAAAUCUUUGGAGUAUUUUUUCUAGCUGAAAUUGAUGCAACAAAAAAGGUGUUUCCAAAAGAAUUUAUUGCAAUUC